Salvia miltiorrhiza (redroot sage) is the source of this 710-nucleotide messenger RNA. RefSeq names its product protein GOLVEN 6-like. The record is from RefSeq and is a predicted model, not a curated record. The transcript is spliced from 4 exons. Lineage: Eukaryota; Viridiplantae; Streptophyta; Magnoliopsida; Lamiales; Lamiaceae. Bases 50 to 514 code for a protein of 154 amino acids.
UAGGGUUUCUGUGUAGUUGUUUUGGAACUCUGAAUUUUGUGCUCUGUGUAUGUUCUUGAUACCCGUGUCUUUACCUCUCUCUCUCUCUCUCUGCUAUAAAUCCCAAGUUUCAGAAAGCAAAAACUGGAAAACAACUCAACUAAAAACCUUGUUGAAUCCCGAGCUAGUCUUACUUAUGGAAUUGCUAACCCUAAUGGUUUCAUUACUACUAGCCAUCUCAUUUCUGUUAUCACCCUGUGCUUCCGACCACCUCAAUCUCAACAAACCUAUUCAACAAGGUGAUCAUGCAAAGUUUGCUCCCAUCAAUCUCAAUCACCAAACAAUGAAGAGCUCUGCUGAGGAAGAAACCCUACAAGCCUCAUCAGGUACCAAACAACAUGAAAAAGAAGAAAAUGUGAUGAAUGCAGCAGAAAAAGAAGAAGGCCCCAACAAAUCGGAAUAUUUUACAAUGGACUAUGGGUGGGUCAAAAGAAGACGUCCCAUACAUAACAAGCAAAUCCCCUUUGUUCCAUAAAACAUGGAUUAGUUUUUGCUACAAUUAGGGGGGCAUUUGAGCCAAUUUUGAUGAUAUAGUUACAAAUUUUGAACACAAUUUUUUUUAAAAGGAUUGAUUUGGAGUUUUUGUAUUUUAUAUUUAAAUAUGAUUAUAGGUUCCGUGUAUGAUUAUUGAUUAAGUAUUAGGGAAGAGAAUGGAGGAUUUUGUCCGCCUU